AUGGGCCAAGAGAACGUCGAGAUCACCGGAAGAGGUCGAACUAUCGAUGGGCAUGUCAGACGACUUCGAAACGGCUAUUGCACAGGGCAGUACAAGUGUCCGAGUUGGCAGCAAGAUUUUUGGGCCGAGAAUCUACAAAUGCUGGAUUCAGAACUAAUGCCCUUCAUAAAAACUGAUUUCUCUAUCCCUUUGAGCGAAAUAACGCGAGAAAAGACCAGUGGAGAAACUGACGAUGAUGGCGGAGGUAGUACGUUCAGACCAGUAUGUUUUAAAUGUCGUGUUUUUGAUGGUCCUCCUGGAUCUGCUUAUGCUGAAUUUGGGGGUACGAAAGUUUUGGCAAGAGUCUCUGGUCCCGUCGACGAUCCAAACGGUGAUCCUAACACAGCAACAUUGUCGCUGAAAAUGAAAGGGGUUUCCGAGGAAGUUCGAAUUGGAUCACAAAUUCUCUCUGUGAUCAAAACGUGUGUAAUGGCC
Molecule: messenger RNA, 474 nt
Organism: Strongylus vulgaris
Lineage: Eukaryota; Metazoa; Nematoda; Chromadorea; Rhabditida; Strongylidae
Source: the annotation of a GenBank genome assembly